UCCACCAAACAAUGCGCUUGCAGCAGCCCGACUUCCGUUUCGCCAAAUUUACGUCUGUAGCUCUGCAGCUCACCGGUGCAGUGAUGGAGGAAGAGCCCCUGUGGCCCCGAGAAGCGGGGCGGUAUGUGUCGGAGCGAAGUCGUGACGUGCGUGUGUGUGCAGAGGGUGUACAGCGCGUGGCCAAGAUGCUGUAUGACCUCAGACACAGCGAGGUCCUCACUGCACGUGGGUGGAGCCUCAUGAACCCAUUGGCCCCGCCCCCUGGUGGUGACGCUGCACUUAAUUGGCUGCUGGUGGUGGACACCAUGAACUUCUCAUUCUGGCCUGACGACCUGGACAAGCAGUGCGAGGUCACGUACAAGGGAAAGAUGUACACGGGCUACAUGACCCUGUGUGCGGCCAUCACUAGAGCCCUGGAUGAGGGUGUGCCCAUCACAGACCCGGACUAUUUCUCCAAGAUCAGCCUCGAGGACUUGGCCAGGGUGCUGCGUUCAGACACAGAGGUGCCCAUGCCCAUGUUGGCGGAGCGGCUGAAGGCUCUGACGGAGGUUGGCCAGGCGCUGCUGAAGCACUCCGGUUCCGGAUCCGGAUCCUUCCGCAGCUUCCUGGAGCCCUGCGGCAACGACGCCCUCAAGAUGGUGCAGCGCGUGGUGGAGCUGCUGCCCUCCUAUCGAGAUGAAGCUGUCUACGAGGGGAGGAGGGUGGCCCUCUACAAGAGAGCCCAGAUCCUGGUGGCCGAGGUGGGCUGUGUGCUGGAGGCCGGCGGGGAAGCCCCCAUCUCCGGCAUGGACCAGCUCACCAUGUUCGCCGACUACAGGGUGCCACAGGCACUGGUCCAUCUGGGGGUUCUCAAGUAUUCAGAUGACCUGAUGAAUGCUCUAAAAAGGGGUGAAAUGCUGAGCUCAGGUGACAGGAGAGAAGUGGAGAUCCGUGGCUGCUCCAUCGAUGCUGUGGAACAGAUCAAGGAACAUCUGUUGCAGCUGGUGGCCCAGAGUGAUGGCGAGGUGUGCCACAUUAAUUCUGCCCUCAUUGACUUCUACCUGUGGCCUUAUGCCAAGGAGCACCACAAAGAGAUGGCACAUAUCCCCAUCCACCACACACGCUGCAUCUACUACUGACCCACAUUUACUUUGUACUUAUAGAUUUUUUUAUAUACUGAA
Messenger RNA from Engraulis encrasicolus (European anchovy), 1160 nucleotides. RefSeq names its product Q-nucleotide N-glycosylase 1 (gene qng1). The transcript is spliced from 6 exons. The record is from RefSeq and is a predicted model, not a curated record. Bases 12 to 1118 code for a protein of 368 amino acids. Lineage: Eukaryota; Metazoa; Chordata; Actinopteri; Clupeiformes; Engraulidae.